AUGCAGGGUGAGCAAGCACAAGCAGAGAGUGAUGCUAGCUGCUACAUGGCAGCCCCGUUUGUUCAGGGCUCAGGUGCAGGCUUGUGUGCGUGCUCUGAUCAUGGGCCGUCAAGGAACGUCAAGGAUGUUGCCUUUACUGUGCAGAAUCCCGGCUUCGGCUCACAUGUAAUUGUUGGCUAUGUAGGAGCAGUAGGAGCGGCCCGACACACCUCGCAAGACAAGCGGCACAUCGCCAUGGGGGGUGCCUUUCAGACCCUCGUUGUGCCAGCCAUCCUGGAGGCCAUUAUUGGUAUGUUCCUUGUCGUCCAAGCUAAAAAGCUGGAGCUGAGGCAAGACAAGGAGGGAAAUGGUGUUACGGUGGUGGGCAUUGCGGGUAUGAUUUUUGCCCAGACCCUCAUUGUCUUCGCAGCAAAUCCGAGGCGCAUUCCCAAGGAGGCCUUGAUCCUGCUUAAGACGGCGCUUUGUGUGUUUUCUCUCUUUGUGAUCGUCACCACAGCGGAGAAGAAGCAGAUGUCGUGGGCAUUCUGGUUCAUGUUCCUUCUAUAUGCCAUCUCUGCGGUGCCGGUCUGCAUCACAAUCUACAGUGUCUCACGACAUGGCAAGAGCACCGAUCGAAGCAGGCUGCAGGAGCUUUCCCACAGUGAGCGUGCAGGGAUGCAUGGCCGAUGGGGCUAG
This is a messenger RNA of Symbiodinium sp. CCMP2592, 675 nucleotides long. The record is from the annotation of a GenBank genome assembly. NCBI's taxonomy places the organism in Eukaryota, Dinophyceae, Suessiales, Symbiodiniaceae.